CUGGAACAAAGUCCACAACAUAGUCCUGGAACGAACCUUACUCGAAAAAAAUUUCAGGUGCUGGUAGCGCUUUUUUCGUCCCUUUAUCCACUCGGCCCUCCGAUACCCAUAAAUUUCUUGCGCGCAGCGAUUGUCUUCUGUCACGAUCAUGACUGGCAUCAUAUCAAAAGCAGAUUGGAACAGGAUCUCCUGCAACAACCACCAGAGACGCGUGAAGCAUAUCGCGAUCAGAUCAUCUUUGCAGAAAAAUUCAAACUCACCAAUAUGCUCACAGUUUCCAUCCAAAGAGCUGAGGGGAGCUGCAACAAGUUUGCAAAUGAACUCAUCAAAAACAACGAGUUGAGUAUGAUUUCUCUAUCGACAAGAGAUUUAAUCAUGGAUCGUGUGUGCAGCGGUUGGGGUUUGGAGCCGAAACAUGUGAACAGAUUAGCGACGAGAGAACCAACGUCGUUUCGUGAACGUCAAAUUGGUCUCAUACGUGGUGGACCACGCGCGUUCGAAGAUGAACGUAACGCUGCUACGCUUGCAGAGAUGGUGUCUGAUUAUUACUUUGGUCCUGUGGGAGAAAUC
This is a messenger RNA of Cylicostephanus goldi, 570 nucleotides long. The record is from the annotation of a GenBank genome assembly. Lineage: Eukaryota; Metazoa; Nematoda; Chromadorea; Rhabditida; Strongylidae.